This is a messenger RNA of Dreissena polymorpha, 1081 nucleotides long. RefSeq lists its product as uncharacterized. Lineage: Eukaryota; Metazoa; Mollusca; Bivalvia; Myida; Dreissenidae. The coding region runs from base 546 to 1058 and encodes 170 amino acids. The record is from RefSeq and is a predicted model, not a curated record. The transcript has 2 exons.
ACAAGAGGUGGCCUCCACGUGGCAAGAGCUGGGCAACAUAUUCAUUAUGUUGGCAAACUACCUCAUGUUUAUGUAAUGGUUAAUUUUCGGUGGUUUAAAAUAAUAAGAUCAAAUAUGUUUGUUUCGUAUGUAAAUAAAUUUCUCGCUUUUUUUUCCUACAAACAGUUCUGCACAUAAGGUAUUAUUCUUAAAAUAAUCUAGAUAUUUAUGUUUAGAUCGUGAACAUGCUUUAACACUGGUGGCCGAGUUUUUACAUACACGACCAGUAACUUUCAAACUGUGAAAUAAACAAACGUUUUCCUUCUUUAAUCAUGUUUACCAAAAAAUACUGGUGGUGACAUCAAAGGAUGUUUAUUUGUGGUAAAAAUAACAUUAUUAUGUAAUUAGGUAAUUAUAAAAUUAUCAUGGUCAUUGUCAAAUAAGAAAUCAAUGAGAGGAUGAAGAGAAAAUUUUCGCGGGUUAUCGAGUAAUUAUGGUAAGUGUUGUUGCUCAAAUGUUAAAGUAUGUAUAUAGGCAGAUGAUUUCUUUUACUGUAUCAUACAAUCAUGGCUGAACAUCCAUGUAUUUACUGCAAUAUUGAGGUCACUUCUCGUGCGCACGCUAUUGCAUGUGAUUCAUGUGGAAGAUGGAGUCACCGUAGACACACCGAAAUUACCCAUCAGCAGUACAUGCAACUGCGCAGUGGUGAGGUACAGAUAGAGUGGUUCUGUAAUGGUUGCAGGAACGUCGACGAACCACCACCACCACUUGAAAUCCCGGUAUCGCCACUCAGAAAUCUUGCACAAGAAGAUCUAAGACAUGGGGGUAACACUACCAUACCAGAUGUGUCAUUCGACCUAGCCCAAGAGUACGAACGACCAACACCAGUGGUAGACACGUCUUUACCUGAUGACCUUGAGCUGAACGACGAAAUCCCCGCCGACGACGCCGUAAUUACGUAUGAGAUUGUGGAGUCCGGGACUAAGCGAGGUGCGGCGAAACUGAUCAGUUCGGAUGGAUAUUCUUACACGAAGGGGGUAUGUAUUUUACGUUUCAUUAAAAUGAAUUACAUACAUUGAUAAUACAUAAGAUGUCUGAUAAA